GGGAGUGCGGCAUGCGGUGGUAAUUGGGACUUACGAGGUGAGGCCAUGACUGCGGUUGAUAUGUGAGAUAUGUGAUGUGUCUGAUUGAGUGAGGACGAAGAAGAGGUAAGGUGUAGAUGUAAAUGACAAGGAAGAGAAACAGAGAGGAAGAAGGAAAAGUAGAUCAGACGAGUGACAAAGAAGUGUGUAUGUGUACACCGUCCAGACGCCGACGCCGACGCCGACAGCGACGCAACGACGACGACGACGAGACACUCACUCACUCAGCUGCAGUGUCGCUCACACGAUGUCACGCACUUUCUCCACAGGGCUAAAACUUCCAUACGCACUACGGCAACUCAACUCACUGGGCACUUUAUUACCUACAGUACUGCCCAGGUGCUCAUCACUCCCCACACACACACACGCUCUCUCUCACUGUCUCUCUCCACUCCACACACCCGUCCAGCACGACCAACGGGCGGCGAACAAACAAACCAGCGGGGGAUUUCGAUCUCUCCGGGGCAAAACCACACGAUUCAGGUGCAGCAGACUGGAGCUCUCUCUGGAGUCUGGCGUGUCUGGCGUGUCUGGCCUCUCUCUCUCGCCCUCGAUUCCUCAUUGGGGAUGGUGUGGCGAAAACGGGCGGUCGUCCGAAAGCGGGUCUGCAUACGCAAAUUCUGGGGAAAGGCGAAACUCAAUUCAACCGCUGCCACCACACGCUCCGUCCACCGCUGCCCCAGGACCAGCCAGGUGCGUGUGCGUGUGCCCCCAGACACACACACAUCGACAUGGUCACAUAGACAUGCGCCGGACUCGUUCUAGCCGAGGUCCAUUGCGCCGAUUCCACACCCAUUUCCCACAUCCAACAGCCCUGGAGCGCGCCCAUUUACGAGCCUCAAUCGUGAUGAUGUCAGCCGCGACGAUUCGUCCAUCGUGACACUCUCUUCAACGGCACGACCGCCCGAAGAACGACCGUCUGAUAGUCCCGUCGUGGCUUGAAAGGCAGACAGUAAUAACCACCGCCGCCGAGCGCCAUGGGGGAUCUUUGACAUGUGAGACCCAGUCGAUGGCUGCCAUGCCGACUGUACACAUGUCCAUCAGCAGUUGCGCACCUCAGGAGGAUCCACAAGAUCGCUGAGACGGAAUGUCUCACUAUCGGUAACCCUAAGCCUCCAACCUCAGGACC
This is a messenger RNA of Dissoconium aciculare CBS 342.82, 1168 nucleotides long. RefSeq lists its product as uncharacterized. The transcript has a single exon. Lineage: Eukaryota; Fungi; Ascomycota; Dothideomycetes; Mycosphaerellales; Dissoconiaceae. Bases 287 to 919 code for a protein of 210 amino acids. The record is from RefSeq and is a predicted model, not a curated record.